CCUGCUGGGGGCGCUCACGAAAACGUUGACUGGAAAACGAAAGAAUAACGUCACUUCCGUAAACACAAAAUAGGACAAGGGAAAUGUUGAAAGCGGGAGCCAACUGCCUUGUUAAACUUUGGCAAUAUUUACGCGUUCUGAAUGUGUAAGAUGUCUCAACCUAACCCGUCCUCCACAAGCUUCAAACUCUCUGAAGAUGCUUCCAAGGGAGGAAGUACUAAAAAGUCUGAAGAUGACUCUAAUGAUAAAAGUUCUGAAUUGGAGAGCAGUGAUCCUGACAGAUGUUUAAGAGAAAAGGUGUUGAAGGAGGUAGGGCUCACCAGCACUGCCUUCAUUGGUCCUGCAUUUCCUCCACAAGCGAUCUCCGCCAAGCCUGACAUUGAAGACUCAUUGAGUAUGUUUUACAAAGAGCUUGAGAAGAUCGAUACACCAGAUCAAUCGUAUCGGAUUAGUGAUACUCAAGAGAAAGAAGAUGUUCAGCCCAACCUCAACCUGCCUGAACAACCUACCAGCAAACACUCUCAGGAUAUACCUGAUGGGAAAAUGGUUUCUACCUCAAGUUUUAUGGGAAUAAACAGUUACCAGAGCAACAGUGGACCAACUAAGUCCUCCUGGGAUCACUGGUAUCAAAAUGAGCCAUACCAGCUCAAAAGGCCAAGGCCAGUGAGUAACCAGUGGGAUUAUCCUCCAUCACCUAACAGGCCACCUGAUCUAAGAUUUCACAGGCCACCUUUCCCUCACCAUUCACACCAGUCCGCCUACUCAAAUCCACAAAACACUCCAGCCCCUAUCCAAGUCAACCAAAGCAGCUCAAGAAUGAUGAACCAUCAUCACAAGGAUUUUCAUCCUCCACCAUUUUCAAAUCGUCCACCUCCAAACGUGUUCAUCCCUCCUGCUCCUCCUCAGGGCCGUCAUGAACCCCCCCCGCAGAACUUUGGAUGGAAUGAGCAGAGUUUUUAUGACACGGAUCUGAAUGACGUACCUGUCAGGUGGUCUGGGGAACAAAGAGAAGAAUGGCAGCGCUGCGAUGACGAUUACGACAGGCCUCCGAGGUUUAUGUCAGAAAAUGAGCCAUGGGAACAUCAGCGUGACUACCGACCCUACGAAGAGAGGUGUGAAUAUCAGUCUGAUUUGGUGCUGAUCUUGAUGAGAGGAUUACCAGGAUCUGGGAAAACCACACUAGCCAGAGAUCUGCUCUCCUCUGGCCCAAGUGGAAUAAUUCUCAGCACGGACGAUUACUUUGCUCAAAAAGAAGGUUACCACUAUGAUCCAGGCCUUCUAGGGGCGGCACAUGAAUGGAAUCAAAGCAGAGCUAAAGAUGCCAUGCAUGAUGGUUGCUCUCCUAUUAUUAUUGACAACACAAACCUCCAAGCCUGGGAGAUGAAGCCAUAUGUCAAAAUGGCCUUGGACAGAGGAUACAAAGUGGACUUUUAUGAACCUGACACCAGCUGGAAAUUUGAUCCUUGUGAAUUGGAGAAGAGGAACAAACAUGGCGUUCCUCAGGACAAGAUCGCUCAGAUGAUGGAUCGCUUUUCGUUUCCCAUCUCCAUAGACAUUGUCAUGAAUUCACAUGAACCGGCUCACGUCAACCAGAGACGUCGACCAGAGCAGCAGCAAAUUAGGGAAAAAAGGCAUUUUUGUUAGGUUUGUUGGAGAAAAAAAACUCGGAGUGAGACCUGUGCUCAUGUAAAUGUCAUUUUUGGUAAUUUCUAGUUUUUAAGUUAUUACUUUGUAUAUUGUAAAUUUAUAAUGAAGAAAAAUGAAUCUAUAU
Messenger RNA from Poecilia reticulata (guppy), 1771 nucleotides. RefSeq names its product NEDD4 binding protein 2-like 2 (gene n4bp2l2). NCBI's taxonomy places the organism in Eukaryota, Metazoa, Chordata, Actinopteri, Cyprinodontiformes, Poeciliidae. Gene Ontology annotation, molecular function: transcription corepressor activity. The record is from RefSeq and is a predicted model, not a curated record. Gene Ontology annotation, cellular component: nucleus. Gene Ontology annotation, biological process: negative regulation of transcription by RNA polymerase II.